UUUUCAACGUUUUUUUAAUUUAUUUUUGGGACAGAGAGAGACAGAGCAUGAACGGGGGAGGGGCAGAGAGAGAGGGAGACACAGAAUCGGAAACAGGCUCCAGGCUCCGAGCCAUCGGCCCAGAGCCUGACGCGGGGCUCGAACUCACGGACCGCGAGAUCGUGACCUGGCUGAAGUCGGAGGCUUAACCGACUGCGCCACCCAGGCGCCCCUGCAGUGAGCUUUUUAAACCACAGAUUUGAUCAUGUUGCUUUUCUGCCAUAAGACCCUUCGAUGGCUUCUUUUUGCAUUAAAAUAAAAUUCAGACUCCAUUCUAUGGUCUCUAAGGCCUGCACAGUCCCAACCCCUCAUCUGUUGAUCUCAUCCACUGUGCUUCAGCCACAUUGGCUGACUUCUCUCCUUCCUCUUCUCUUCCUUCUCUCUGUUCUGUUUUUUACUCUUUCCUCCCUCCCCCUGUUCUCUUUCCCUUUCCCUUUUAUUUAUUUAGCUGCUAUUUAUUGUGGCCUACUAUGUGCCACACAAGUACAGGCAACAGAGCAGUGGUUACAGUAACAAAAAUCCCUGCCCUUAGGGGGCUUACAUUCUGUAGGAAUAGACAAAAAUUAAUAAGUAAUCUAUUUUGCUUGUCAGAUGGUAAAAAUUUCAAAGGAGAUCAAUCAUGAAGAGGGAUACAGAAUACGGGGGCUGAGUCAGUGGGUGCGAUUUAAAAUAGGGUGGUCGGGGAUCCUAAGAUGGCAUUUGAGCAAAAACCCAAGGGCAGUGAGUCUCUUUUCCUCUUCCUUGAACUCACCAGGCUUGUCCCCACUUCAAAGCCUUGUUUUUUGCUUUGCUUCUGCUUGGAACGCUCCUCUCCAAGAUCUGUGCUUGGCCAACAACUCUGCCUCCUUUCUGUCUCAGCUCAAAAGUUACCUUCUCAGAGAUGCCUUCCCUGACUGCCAGGUUCAAAUAAGUAACUCCUCCCAUUUCUCUCCAUCACAUCUCUCUUGUUACUUUCUUUUUCUGUUUUAAAUUUUCUGAUUUAAUGCAUACCGUCAUUUGAAAUGAUCUUGUUCCUGUAUUUAUUUAUUAUCUGAUGCUCCCCUAGUAAAAUGUUAGUUCUGUAGGGGACCUUGCUGCCUUGUUUCCCUGCUGGAUGUCCACGGUCUAGAAUAGAAGACUCUCAGUAGACACUUGUUCAGUGAACAGAUGGAUUUUGCAGGCAGAAGAUUCCAACGGGAUUCCUUAGAUGGUGUAGCUUUACAGAUUAAAGAAGUGUGGGCUCUGGCCCCAAGGCCUCUGGCAGGAAAGAAAGGGAGCCCCUGUGGGAACUGGUCAGGACUGGAACUCAGGGGCUCAUGGUGUUCCUGGCAUUUUCUGGUUAGUUUCUGAAGUGAAUUUGUUUUUCCUUUGUUUCCUCACCUGUUUGUGCCCUCUGAUUUUCCAUAUGACUUUUAUAGUGGAUGAUGUGUCACAACUUUCCAUUUCAUCAGCCUACCUGGCUACUUUGCUCAUUCAGUUCAGCUGGUGUUUAUUACAGAAGAUCCAGUCCCACACCUGGUACAGUGCUUCACGACCGCUGGAGCCACACCACUGAGCACCUGGCUCCCUGCAUGCAGGGGACGCACACCCCUUCUGUUUCACUGUAUUUUGCCCAUGCAAAGUUGAUUCUCUUUUUGUUUUACUUUAACCAAAUGUAUUACUCACAUGAUCUGAUCUGAGGUGUAAGCUAAUUGGGUGGGUUUUUCUGUAGACCAGAUAUUGUCAGCAACCUUCAUUUUGGUUUAACUGGUUGGUCCUGGUUGAGAAAAGCUAAAUAUUUCAUAUGCCUGUUUCUCGUACAUCUUUUCUUGGCCACAUUAUAUCUUUGGCAAAAUGUUGGAAAACCAGGGGAGUGAAAUAUUUAGCCGUGUGGUAAAUAUUAGGUUUGUUGAACUAGAUCAGGCCUUUGGUCAGUUUAACCUAGCAUGUGCCAGCUAGACUCAGGACACUCAUGAGCCACCCAUAGUAUGUCCAGCUGUACGCACAUAACACUUUUAUCCUAGGUCCUACCAGUUUUUUCUCAGGUGCCUAUUUGAAUAUCUGUGUCCAAGAUAUUGUUCAAACGCUAACGUAAGUUGGCACAUUGCAUAAAUACAGUAAAAUCUCAAAUAUCCAUUUAUUUAUUAUUCUGUCAUGAGCUUCUAGUUUAUCUUUGUGGUUGAGAAAUAGAGCUUGUGAAACAUCUUAAUAAUUAAGAUUAUCUUAUUUCAGUAAAGACUGAAAGAAACAUGAUUAAAAUGAUUACCGUGUUGAAAAAACAUGACUAAGGUGAUUGUUGUUAAUUAGCAGAAGAUCACCAUUGUCAGAAGAAGUAAAUUCUUCAGAAUCCUGAAUUUGAUUUGAUCACCUUCUAAGUUUUCCUUAUAAUUGUUCAAAGAAAGAGUUAUUCAUUAGUGGUGGGGCUUCUUUCUUUUUCUUUUUCUUGUACUCAGUUUCAGUUGUCUCAGUUUCCUUACCUGUAAAAUGUGGAUAAUAAUAGUGUUUACUUUAUAGGAUUUACGUGGGAACAAAAUCAGUUAAUACAUAAAAAAUAUUUACCUGUUACUAGAACAGUGCCUGGCACCUGGUUAGCACUGUCUUUUAUGCCACUAUGCUGCUGUUAACUUUAUAUAUUCCAAAACCGCUAUCCUUGCAGAAGUGGUGAUCAGUGAAGACUAUCGGAAUCGGGUGUAUGAACCCAAAUUUGGUUUCUAGCUUUAUCUAAAACAGGAUGAUAGUUAAAGCCAUGAGAAUAGAUGAGUUCACCCAGGAAAGAGCGUGUGUCAUGAACAGAGAGGAGUAUUUCAGACAGACCCCUAAGAAAUGCUGACAUGGGCAGAGGAAAUGAAAACCUGUAAAGUCAAGUAGGAGGAAGUGGCUGGGGGUUUAGCAAGAAAGCUGGAGGAGGAAAAUCAGGAGAGUUUGAGGUCAGAAAGACAAAAGAGGAAAUGAUUAAAUGCUGCAAACACAAGAAUGAUAAGGAUAUGAUGGAUUUGUUGGAUUUAGCCACCAGGUGGUUUAUGAAUUUGGUGAGAGUGAUUUUAAUGCAGUGAUGUGGGCAUCUGAAGCCCAAUUAUAAUGGGCUAAUCAAUGAAUGAGAGGAAAUAGAAGAAUUUCAAAAACAAAACAACUUUCAGUAAAUUUGACUGUCAUCAGGAGGAUGGGACAUGACCGUUUUUUGGUAGUUGUUUGUAGAGAUAAGAUGUUGUGAACAGCAUCUUUAUUGCCUCAUAAACCACCUAAAGAAUGCACGUAUAAGCACUGAAGGCGCUUAUGCAAGGGGCAUUAGUGUACCUGGAGCAUUUUGGGAAGGAGCGCCUGUAGUAGUAUUGCACGGUCUCAGAGUUGACAGUUGGAUAGGAGUUCGGUGGGCACACCGACAAGGGAGAAGGAUACUUCAGGUUUUGAGAAAAGCAUGGAUUUGUGCAUCAUUGUAGCAUGUUUGAGGAAUUCUGAUGAUUUAGUGACUGCUAGAGCAUAAAGGUAAGCUCAGUAGUCCAGUGGGCCUGGACAGGUGAGCAGGGUUGAGAGCAUGGCAGGGGUGGGCCUUAGAAUCUUAAAUUUUAUCGUGUGGGUCCUUGCUUCUCAGCGGAGUUUGUAUGGAUGUGCCAGGAGGUAUGCAAAGCUAUAGGAUACGCACGAUACGUCUUCUUGGAGUAGACAUUUAAUUGGAUUUGGGGGAAAUUAUGGUUGUAUUAAAACAUGAAUAUAUUAUGCAGAAUCAAAAAUUAAAGACAAAAUAUAAUUUUAUAUUUAAAAAUUUUUAAAUAACAUAUUUUCCUGGCUGGCUUCUUCAGGCUGUGCCUUGUGCCUCUUCUAGCCCUCCAUCCCCCAUCACUUUUCUUCAGGUGAAAGAGUUGAUCCAUCCAUAUAGGUGAUGUGCAAUCAUUGCAGAAUUGUAAGUAGGAGUGGUUGACCUCUGUAUUUGGUAAAGAUUGCCCCAGAGGAGGGUGAUUUCAGCCUUCCGGGUCAUACAACCAAGGGGCACCACUCCCAUUGAAUAUAAUGAAGAAUAGCCCUGAAUAGAUAAGAACAGAGCAGGAGGACAAGACAGGACCGGGGAACUUCUUGUUUUCUUUUUUUUUUUAAUAUAUGAAAUUUAUUGUCAGAUUGGUUUCCAUACAACACCCAGUGCUCAUCCCAAAAGAUGCCCUCUUAGGACAGGGGAACUUGUAAUGAGGCCACUGAAAUGAGCUAGUGGUCUCUGCAGUAGGAUUAGGGAAGAGGGAACAAAAAGAGGUAUUUGAGGAGGCAGAAUUGAUGCAACUAGUGUAGAAGAGGAGGGCCUAUGAUAUGAUAGCAGAACCGGGGUUGACUCUAAGUUUUCUGGCUUAGCAUCUUGAGAGGAUGAUGGCACAAUUUCCUAGUACAGGGAAUAGAGGAAGAACAGUUUUGCCUACAGGAAGAGAUAAAUUCAGUGUUAUUGAGAGGUCUUUGGGCCAUGCAGGUGGAGAAGCAGGUUGUUGGCCAUGUGUGUGUAACUCUUCAGAAAAGCCUGUCCUGAAGAUACACAUUCAGUAUUCCUGAGUGGUCAUCACUGACCAUGGAAGCCAUGGGCAUGACCGAGGUGGUCCAAGGGGAGCACACUGAAUGAGAAGAGAUUAAAUGUAGAGUUCUGGAAGUACCACCGUUCGAAGAGGAAGCUGAAGAAAAGGAAUCUGAGAAAGAGUGGCCAGGGAGGUAUGCAUGACCAAAGUGGGAGAAGAACAGAGUAACAGGGAAUUGCAAGAAGUGUCUGUUGCUGCUGAGAAUUUAACCAAGAGUGGACUGAGAAAUGCCCUUGAAAUUUACAAGUGGAGGAAGUCGUUGGUGAUGACUUUGCCCUGAGCUGUUUUAAUUGUGUUGUGGCAGGGGACUGCACACCUGUCGGGAGUAGUGCAAUAAGGAAUCCAAGGUGGAAGAGGAAGUGGAAGUAGAGGCAGGCAGUGUAUACUGCUCUUUCAAGCUGGGCUGCGUGAGGUGAAGGAGAGGAAGAAUAGUAACUACAAUGGUUAUACGUUUAUCUCUCUGCAUACGAGAAAGCAAAGUUGCGUGAGGAGAGGAAUUUCCUUUUAUUCACCCCUUUAGCUUGAGGUAGAAAAGAGCUCCUGGCACCCAGUAGGCGCUCAAUAAAUAUGUGGUGGCUGUAUUAAUGAAUUAUGUUAAGAAGGGAGAGACUUGAGCAUGCUCCCUUGUGGGGGCAAGGGUAGAGGUUUUGGAGAGGAGAGGUUGAAGGUGUAGAGUAGAAAGGACAUGAUGGAACGUGGUCUCCGUGAGUCAGGAAAGUGAGAUCCCAAGCACUGCCGGAGCAGUUAUCCAGGAUACAGGAGUGACUCCUGAAGACACAGAAGGAAAGGAAGAAAGGACGGGAACAGGAGCAGAUAUUUAUAGGUGGUGGAGGAGGAAGUUGGGGGAGUUCUCUCCUGAUGGUCUUAUGAGUAUUCUCUGAGUUAAAAAUAAGAAUGAGUAUCAUGUAUAUAUCCUUGGAAAACGCUUUGUGAGGUCAUACAAAAAAGCCACUCCCACUCAAGCAGCUAUGCUUAUGUGGAAAGUCCUGGAUACGUAAUUGUAGGCACACACGAGGUUGUGGUCAGUGACAUAAAGGGUAGGUGAGGUAAGGCUGUGCCAGGGAGCAUGAGUAAGAGUAGGUGAGACAAGAGGUCUCCAGUCUCCGACAUAAAUGUAGGGAGUGGCUGAGAGCUGAGAGAAGGGAAUAUACAUACCAGUGAGAACCCCAGCUUGUUGAGACCCACAAACAGCACGAGAUUGUCCUUGGACUCCCUAAGGAAGUCAAAGGAAAGGCAGUGCGUGAGGCUCACUUUUCCCACUUUGAAAUACAGUGAAGAGAAACUUGAGCCUUGAGUCAAGUAGAGUAACUCUUUGUUAACAAGUCCUCUGGUUCUAACCAGGCUGGUUUUCCAGUGAUUUAGUUCUGAUUCAUUUCACAGGAAACUGCUUUCCCAACUUUUGACAACCUGUUAUCUAAAAUGAUUGGUCUGUUUAGAAGCAGAGGUAGUAGAAAGAGGAUGUGACAGUAUCUCAGUGAGUCAUAAGGAACAAGACAUGACCAUAUUUGUUCACCUCAUCAGGUUUUAUCUAGAAUUAAAGAAUAUUAAAGUGUCCAUUUUGUUUCAAUUAACAGUUGAGUAAUAAAUUCUCACUUGUUGAGAAGUCUCGCUUUUUGAUCUCAUCAAGUUCAAGACUACAUAUUUCUCAGGAAUUUCUGACAGGGAAAAUACAGCAGUCAGGAUGGGUUUUAUGGUCUUCUAGAUUCCUGUUGAAUUUAAAUAACCCAAACAAGCUGAUUUUUUUUUUCUUUUGCUAUUAACCUUAUGAGCCAUUAUUACAAAUUGACCUCUGACAGUGAAGCUGUACAAGGCAGGCUAGAGUUGGCCUUGAGUCUGGCUGCUUCUGUUUUUGCAUUUCUCACAUGUUAAAACAUGUUCCCUGUAAAGUGAACACAGGAUCUUUCAGAAGGGGAUCAGAUUCUAAGAGUAAAAGGUGUUUUGCUUAGAGCAAGUUGCAAAUUGUAAUCACUUACUUAACUGCCCUAUCAGGGAAAACAAGUUCAUAAUGUGAAGAGCACCUGUCACUUUUUGGAGGUGGAGAGAAGUAGCUUUUUUUCUUUUCUUUGACAUAAGGUGAAAUCAGAGGCUGACUAAGCUAUGCUAAUUAUGACUUGGUAUCACAAUUAGCUCAAUACUUAGAAUUCAUUUUUUUGAAGCCAUCCAAGAUUUCAUGGGUGGUGGGGGAAAACCCUCUGUGUCCCCACCUCACUCCCCCACGUUCUAAGCUUUUUAGCCAUUAGUUGAAUAGUUAGAACUCCAGGUAGGCCUUUAUUUGGAGGAAGAAAAUUAACUUUAUUGGCAUUCUUGAUGAGAACCAAGGGAAGGAGAGUUAUCUAGUCAGUUUGGCAUCAACAAGCUGAGAACCCAUUUCUCAUUUUAAUGGACAACUAAGUUGUAGCCAGAUCCCUAUUUUCCUGAGUUUAGAGUGUGUGUGUGUGUGUGUGUGUGUGUGUGUGUGUGUGUGUGUGUAUGUCUCAGAGACAACACUCAAGAAUUCUGAAAGAGACCAGACGUCUGGACCCUUUUACCAGAUUCUCAUUUCUGUUGGCUUUUCUGGGAAUCAACUGGGAAAGCAUUCUGAGGUGAGAGACACAUCAGAGGCAGUGAGUGAGGUAACUUGGAAAAGAUCACUGGGUUCAGGUCCCAUUUCUGCUAUUUACAAGCUGUGACCUCUCUUAGCCUCUGGGAGAUGAAGUGGCUAGAUGAGAGAACCUAGAUCUUUGCAGCUUUUCAUUCCUGUGAUGACCUGUAUGUUUAUGAAAAUAUAUGAAAAGGAAAUCCUAUUUUAAAUUCAUCAGGAUAGUUAUUAUUUAAAGAAACCCGUAUAUAGUGGGAAUCAUCACUGCCUAAUAUGUAGUCAGUCAGUCAAAACUUAUGUUGAGUUUUCUCAAAGUAAGGCACACACUUAACUAUUCAGGAUGUGUGCUGUUGUUGUUUUGGUCUAUUGAGGAUUAAGGGACAGGACUUUAGUUCUGAGUCUUAUAGUUUACAGCUUGUUGAAUUCCCCCUUUAGUGCAUCUCCUCUCCCCUUUGCCCUCCCCUCCUCUCCAACCUCAACAUCCUGUGCAUUUUUCAUCUGUACUGCUUAUCAGAUUACUUUAUAGUUGUUUGCUUGCCUUUCUCUCUGUCCUUCCCAGAGGCUGGAAACCACGUCCUAUUCAUCUUUACUUUUCUUAUAAAACAUUGAGGAGAAGAAAGAUGGUGAGAUGUCAGGAAAUGGGCAGCAGUAGAGUCAAAGAUGGCCCAGGGAAGCCCGGGUGGCUCCGUCGGUUGAGCUCCUGACUGUUGAUUUUGGUUCAGGUUGUGAUCUCAGGGUUGUGGGAUCAAGCCCUGUGUUCGGCUCUGCACUGAGCAUGGAGUCUGCUUGGGAUAUUCUCUCUCUCUCUCUCUCUCUCUCUCUCUCUCCCUCCCUCCCUCCCUCCCUCCCUCUCUCCCUCCCUCCCUCUCUCUGCCCCUCUCCCUAGCUGGUGCUCACUCGCUCUCUCAAAAAAAAAAAAAAAAAGCCCAGAUUUUGGUUUGGGUGACCAGGGGAAUGAUGGUGUUACAUACAGAGACAGCUGAGGUGCUGGUUUGGAAAGAAGGUGGUGUAAUCUUGGACAAGAUUGAAUCUGUGGCACUGUCAGAACAUUCAGGCAGACUACUCAGUAGGCAGUUAGCAAUGAUGACUUAUGUCCUGGGGCAGUUGAAGGAUUUGGGCAUCAUCUACAGGAGGCUCAUCAGGGUGAAUCAUAUCUUUGAAAGGGAAAGUAAAAAAUGAAGGUAAUGGGGAAUGCUGCCCAUAUUUAGGAAACUCCAGGAUAAAGAAGAGUCUUCCAGAGUGCCAGGAAUGAUGACAGAAGUAGGAGAUGGACUGGGGUGUGCGGUACCAUGCUUUUAUGGAGGGGACAUCACACAGAAGGGAUACGAAAAGAAAAGGUCAAAACUCCUGUCUCCCUACAUCCCACAGACACAAGAAACCGAGUCAGCAGUACAGAAAGAACAUAGAAACCAGACACCUGCUCCAUCCGCAGCUCAAACUUCUGCUCCUUCUAAGUACCACCGAACUCGAUCUGGGGGAGCCAGGGAUGAACGAUACCGAUCAGAUAUCCAUACGGAAGCAGUUCAAGCCGCACUGGCAAAGCAUAAAGAACAGAAAAUGGCUUUGCCUAUGCCAACCAAAAGGCGGUCCACAUUCGUCCAGUCUCCUGCAGAUGCCUGCACACCUCCUGACACGUCUUCGGCCUCUGAGGAUGAGGGCUCUCUGAGACGCCAAGCUGCGCUCUCUGCUGCCUUGCAACAGAGCUUACAGAAUGCUGAGUCCUGGAUCAACCGUUCAAUUCAGGGAUCGUCCACUUCUUCAUCCGCAUCUUCUACGCUGUCCCAUGGAGAGGUCAAAGGAACCAGUGGGUCUCUAGCUGAUGUAUUUGCCAAUACCCGAAUAGAGAAUCUCUCUGCUCCCCCUGAUGUCACUACAACUACCUCUUCUUCAUCAUCAUCUUCCUCAAUGCGCCCAGCAAAUAUUGAUCUGCCCCCUUCGGGGAUAGUCAAAGGCAUGCACAAAGGAUCCAACAGGUCCAGCCUUAUGGAUACAGCUGAUGGUGUUCCUGUCAGUAGCAGAGUAUCCACAAAAAUCCAGCAGCUUCUCAACACUCUCAAACGACCCAAAAGGCCUCCCUUAAAGGAAUUUUUUGUGGAUGACUCUGAAGAAAUUGUGGAAGGUAUACCUCAGCCAGACCCCAACCAGCCCAAGCCUGAGGGUCGGCAGAUGACCCCUGUGAAGGGGGAGCCAUUAGGAGUCAUCUGUAACUGGCCUCCUGCUCUCGAGUCGGCCCUACAGCGCUGGGGCACCACUCAAGCAAAAUGCCCAUGUCUGACCGCACUGGACGUGACGGGGAAACCAGUUUACACUCUUACGUAUGGAAAGUUGUGGAGCAGAAGUUUAAAGUUGGCCUACACACUGCUUAAUAAACUGGGGACCAAAAAUGAACCUGUAUUAAAACCUGGAGACAGGGUAGCCCUGGUUUACCCCAACAAUGAUCCAGUCAUGUUUAUGGUGGCUUUUUAUGGAUGUCUCCUGGCAGAAGUGAUUCCAGUGCCUAUAGAGGUACCUCUUACCAGAAAGGAUGCUGGAGGUCAGCAGAUUGGCUUCUUGCUAGGAAGCUGUGGUAUCGCCUUAGCUCUGACCAGUGAAGUUUGUCUAAAGGGGCUGCCAAAAACCCAGAAUGGAGAAAUUGUACAGUUUAAAGGUUGGCCCCGGCUCAAAUGGGUCGUAACAGAUUCCAAGUACCUUUCAAAGCCACCUAAAGACUGGCAGCCCCACAUCUCACCUGCCGGUACAGAACCAGCAUACAUUGAGUAUAAAACAAGCAAAGAAGGGAGUGUGAUGGGAGUUACCGUGUCCCGCCUUGCGAUGUUGUCUCACUGCCAAGCUCUGUCCCAGGCCUGCAAUUAUUCUGAAGGGGAGACAGUGGUAAAUGUUUUAGACUUUAAGAAGGAUGCCGGGCUAUGGCAUGGCAUGUUUGCGAAUGUAAUGAACAAGAUGCAUACAAUUAGUGUACCCUACUCUGUUAUGAAGACUUGCCCGCUCUCUUGGGUCCAGAGAGUACAUGCCCACAAAGCCAAAGUAGCUUUAGUAAAAUGUCGAGACUUGCAUUGGGCUAUGAUGGCACAUCGGGACCAAAGAGAUGUCAGCUUGAGUUCCCUCCGGAUGUUAAUUGUAACUGACGGAGCUAAUCCCUGGUCUGUGUCAUCCUGUGAUGCCUUCCUGAGUCUAUUCCAAAGCCAUGGACUGAAACCUGAGGCCAUCUGUCCAUGUGCUACUUCUGCUGAAGCCAUGACUGUCGCAAUCCGCAGGCCUGGAGUUCCAGGGGCCCCUUUGCCAGGAAGAGCUAUUCUCUCAAUGAAUGGAUUGAGCUAUGGAGUAAUACGGGUCAAUACUGAAGAUAAAAAUUCAGCACUGACGGUCCAGGAUGUGGGCCACGUAAUGCCUGGUGGGAUGAUGUGCAUUGUGAGACCCGAUGGACCUCCCCAACUCUGCAAAACAGAUGAAAUUGGAGAAAUCUGUGUCAGCUCUAGAACAGGAGGCAUGAUGUACUUUGGGCUUGCUGGUGUGACAAAAAAUACAUUUGAGGUAAUUCCAGUCAAUUCUGCAGGCUCUCCUGUUGGGGACGUGCCCUUCAUCCGGUCAGGAUUACUGGGGUUUGUAGGGCCGGGCAGUUUGGUGUUCGUGGUUGGAAAAAUGGAUGGGUUACUGAUGGUUAGUGGUCGAAGACAUAAUGCUGAUGACAUUGUUGCUACUGGAUUGGCUGUUGAAUCAAUAAAGACUGUUUAUAGAGGAAGAAUUGCUGUGUUUUCUGUGUCUGUAUUUUAUGAUGAGCGCAUCGUGGUGGUUGCGGAACAAAGACCCGACGCCUCAGAGGAAGACAGUUUCCAGUGGAUGAGCCGUGUGCUGCAGGCAAUCGAUAGCAUUCAUCAAGUGGGGGUUUAUUGUCUCGCUCUGGUGCCUGCCAAUACAUUGCCAAAAACUCCACUGGGAGGGAUCCAUAUAUCUCAGACGAAACAGCUCUUUUUGGAGGGAUCUCUACAUCCUUGCAAUAUCCUCAUGUGCCCACAUACAUGUGUGACCAAUUUGCCAAAACCCCGGCAGAAGCAACCAGGUGUAGGCCCUGCUUCUGUGAUGGUUGGGAAUCUGGUUGCUGGAAAACGCAUAGCACAAGCUGCAGGAAGGGAUCUUGGGCAAAUUGAAGAGAAUGACUUAGUGAGGAAGCACCAAUUUCUGGCCGAGAUUUUACAGUGGCGAGCCCAGGCAACCCCUGACCAUGUACUCUUCAUGCUGUUAAAUGCCAAGGGAACUACAGUGUGCACAGCCAGUUGCCUUCAGCUUCACAAGCGAGCAGAGAGGAUUGCGUCAGUUCUUGGUGAUAAGGGGCAUCUCAAUGCAGGAGACAACGUGGUGUUGCUCUAUCCACCUGGCAUCGAGCUAAUAGCUGCGUUCUAUGGUUGCCUGUAUGCGGGGUGCAUACCUGUGACUGUCCGGCCUCCUCACGCUCAGAACCUUACUGCCACGUUGCCCACUGUCCGCAUGAUUGUUGAUGUCAGCAAAGCAGCCUGCAUUCUCACCACGCAGACCUUAAUGAGGUUAUUGAGGUCCCGAGAGGCAGCAGCAGCUGUGGACGUGAAAACGUGGCCAACCAUCAUUGACACAGAUGACUUACCCAGGAAAAGGUUACCUCAGCUGUAUAAACCACCCACUCCUGAGAUGUUGGCAUAUCUUGACUUUAGUGUGUCCACAACCGGCAUGCUUACAGGAGUGAAGAUGUCCCACUCUGCAGUCAAUGCUCUUUGUAGAGCCGUCAAGCUCCAGUGUGAGUUGUAUUCUUCUCGGCAGAUCGCCAUCUGCCUUGACCCUUACUGUGGACUUGGCUUUGCACUCUGGUGUCUCUGCAGUGUCUAUUCAGGUCACCAGUCCAUCUUAAUUCCUCCUAUGGAGUUAGAAAACAACCUUUUCCUCUGGCUCUCCACUGUCAACCAAUACAAAAUAAGGGACACUUUCUGCUCCUAUUCAGUAAUGGAGCUCUGCACCAAAGGGCUUGGAAACCAAGUGGAGGUGCUAAAGACCAGAGGAAUCAACCUCUCCUGCAUCCGAACGUGUGUGGUUGUGGCCGAGGAGCGGCCCCGCAUUGCCCUCCAGCAGUCCUUCUCCAAGCUCUUCAAAGACAUUGGUCUGUCCCCUCGGGCUGUCAGCACCACUUUUGGAUCAAGAGUCAAUGUAGCGAUAUGUUUACAGGGAACCUCAGGGCCUGAUCCAACUACUGUAUAUGUAGAUCUAAAAUCAUUGAGACAUGACAGGGUUCGUCUUGUGGAAAGGGGUGCCCCUCAGAGUUUACUCCUCUCAGAGUCUGGAAAGAUUUUACCUGGAGUGAAAGUGGUUAUUGUUAAUCCUGAGACCAAAGGGCCUGUAGGAGACUCUCACCUUGGAGAGAUUUGGGUGAACAGUCCCCACACAGCCAGUGGCUAUUACACCAUCUAUGAUAGUGAGACUCUUCAAGCCGAUCAUUUCAACACUCGCCUCAGUUUUGGGGAUGCUGCGCAGACACUCUGGGCUCGGACAGGAUACCUUGGUUUUGUCCGCCGGACCGAGCUCACAGCAGCCACUGGAGAGCGUCAUGAUGCAUUAUAUGUGGUGGGAGCUCUGGACGAAACGCUGGAGCUGAGAGGAUUACGAUACCACCCGAUCGAUAUUGAGACCUCAGUGUCCCGGAUCCACAGGAGCAUUGCCGAAUGUGCCGUGUUCACGUGGACCAACUUGCUCGUGGUGGUCGUAGAACUGUGUGGCUCUGAACAGGAAGCCCUAGAUCUGGUUCCUUUAGUGACAAAUGUGGUCCUGGAAGAGCAUUACCUCAUCGUUGGCGUUGUGGUUGUGGUGGACCCAGGUGUUAUCCCCAUCAACUCCAGAGGAGAGAAGCAGAGGAUGCACCUCCGGGACAGCUUCCUGGCUGACCAGUUAGACCCCAUCUACGUGGCUUAUAACAUGUAACCCGCCUUGUGGGGCUUGCAGGGGGCCGUCCUGAAAAACCACAAGGACCCAAGACCGGCGACUAGGAGCAAGCUUUCAAAUGAUGUGAAAUAAGCUGAGAUGGUUACAUUAUACCCUUCAUCUCAUCCUGUGGGAUUCCGCAGUCACAGGACACACAGGCAAGGGCAGUGGUAGCAAAUGAAAAAAAUGUUAACAGCCCAUUAGUCAUGAGCUUUGACAUAGCGUGAGCAGCACGUUACUAAAGCAAUUACAUGCAUGUUGCAUUUUUUUCAUCUGUUGUAAAUACUUGUAUUUUUAUCUAAUGCUGUUUUAGAAUUUUGUAAGGGAGUUCAAUGAAUUCACACGAAGGGGGUAGUCGGAGUUCCACAGCUCCCCGCUCUGUACUGUAUUCUGCUGAUUUACCGUCGCUGGACAUUCUACGGGUUUUGUUAACACGGAUACUCGGCUUACUUUCCGCUGACCCAUAAGCAAAUCAGAUAUAACCCACUGAAUAUGAGAGUUACUCUAUAUAUAUAAUUCUUGACAGGAAAACAUUUUGACCAGUGUUUUAAACAUGUAAAUAAGAAGACACACACAAUUCAGCUAAAAAACUGACACAUUGGCUUGUAUAGUCCUAACAACUAAAGUAGAAACAUUUCUCCUUGGAGAGCAUCUCAGUGUUCUCUUAAUGCAGUGUAAUUGAAUAGGUAACUAAAAAGUGCAAAUCGAUCACAGGUUUUGCUGCACAUUGUACUAUGUCUCUGUUGGCUGAUGUGUUUUAUAAACUAAAGCUGCCUCUGUUUGUUUUCAAAGCUUGCAUUCCCAGAAUCGGCUUAAGCUUUUAAGAACUCAACCUGUUCCUACAAGCUAAAAAUCUCAGUUUAAAAAUCAAAAUGUUAAUGAAAAGGCUAAGCUUCAUUAGAUCCCACCCUAUUCUAAGGAACCACAAUAACUCACUGUGGCCCCCAGUGUUGAAACUGUGUUUCAAAUUUCGAGUGACAGGUAAGAAUUUAGGAUUUCCUCUUUUUCCAGGCCCAUUGUCAACUGCGUCUACAGUUUAUACAUAUAGCUUCUCUUUUCUGAAAACUGAAAAGCGUCCUCUGUUCUUCCAGUUCAUGAGGGCAGGGAUUUUAGGAACAAGAAUGACAGGCUGGGAAGGCACUGGGAUCGACAGUCACGUGAAACCGCAAAGGCGACAUAACUCCGUAUCUCAAAACUGACUGAUUCGGGUUGCCAAAAUAGCUAGGCUUACGCUGAAAUAGGGGAAGUCUGAUGUGUGCAAGAAACUCUUUUGAAAUAACUGUGGUGCCCGGGCCAAGUGGACUGAGCAUGGGACUGAAUUUGGCCUCUGGCUCGGUUUCCUUUCUUUGGUCUGAUACUUCAUGUAUUUGAAUAUAGUUGAAUUUUAUUAUUUUUUUCUUACAGAAAUAUUUUUAAGAAUUUAAAAAAAAAAAAAAAGAAGCUCCAAGUGAACAGAGUUAACUUGUUAAAUCAGAAUGGUUCUCUUUGACCCACUCUGGUCUAUUGUGUAAAUAUUUAUUUAGACUAUUUUAAUAAUACAUAUUAUUUACCCCACUGUAACAUCAUGUAAACUAAAUAUGUUUUUAAACAAUUUUUAAGACUUGUAAUUACCCUGAAAAUAAGGUUUAUAAUGCAAAGCCCAGACCCUUCACCAUGGUGGCACUCCCAGGGGCUGCCCUCAGUCUCGUGGCUCAAAGCCACUUUCUUGCCUCCCUUUUACACAAGCCUCUUUUCCUCCCAGUUCUUUCUCCACUGAGGGCAGACCCCAAGGCAUGUUCCAGUUCCAAAUCUCUUUUUUGACAUUUUGGAUGAAAUUAGUUUACACAUGACGGAAGAGGUUCUAAGAUGUACAAAAAAAAGCACUUACGCUGGGACAAGAAAGCCCAGUGACUAGCUACAGUUCGGUUUGUGGAAAAAAACAGCUUGCUUAUUUGGAAAGUAAUUUUCACCUAAAGUAGUUUUCAGUAAUUCACUAAACAAAGCAGGGGAUUUCUGAAGAUUAAAGAGUUCUAUCUCCAUAAUCCACAAGUUCUAAGAGAAAAAUAGGCAGAGUAUUAUCCUUUGGGUUGCUGUGAAAAUUGUCACUAUACAACUGUGGGUGUCUGCUAGAAUUAUAACGGGAGCCACAUCUGUCAUUUUAAAUGUUCUAGUAAUCACGUUUUAAAAAGUAAAAGAAACCAGCGAAAUUGAUUUUAAUAUAUUUUUGUAACCCGGUAUAUCAAAAAUAGUAUAAUCUCCAUGUGGAAUCAGUAUGAAAAGUGAGAGAUUUUAUUUUCUUUGUUUCCUAUUAAGCCUUUGAAAUCCAGUGUGUAUUAAGCACAUUUCAAUUCGGACUACCCAUACUUCCAGUUUUCGGUAGCCACAUGCGGCCAGUGGCUACGAUAUUGGACCGAAGCGAUCUGUACUCAUUCUUUCAAAUAAGAUACUCCAUUCCUCUCAGAGUAUGGUCAACUCCCAUUUACUUAGGAUCUGAUUAUCUGGAUUUGUAGUUCCUCAGACCUCUGCUUUAUCUCUAGUUUUUGCUCUCUGCCUUAUGGCUGCUCGAUUGAUCUUUUGCCUAUCCCUCAAAGCCAGAAUAUGCUAGUGGAAGAAAGAAAGCUGAGCUGUGUCUUUGGGAACUUCAUUAGUAACUGUGGUGAAGUGUCCUCUGGAAGGGGAAGAGAGUCCAGUCAUUAGCUAGAGGUGUUUGGGGGGUCAUCUGCAGAUUUAAUGCCUGGUCUGUUACAGACUUGAAUAAGAAAACUCCCUCUUGAAGACGCAAUGCUUGUGCUCUUUCCACGUUAAGUAGAACCUUUGUGGUAGAAGGUCUUAGGACAGACCCAAAAGGCCAUUAUUGAUAGAAACAGCCUAGCCAAAACUCUGGAACACAUUCUGUCUGGGUUUUUACGCCUGUGAAAAAGAAAACUAGAUUAAUAGCAAGGCCCCAUUCCAGUUAAGAGAAAUCCAUUCAUCUUAAAGCCUUUGAACCUCUUUCUGCCUCUCAGCAGAAGUAAUUGAGGUAGAUCAGGAAGGGGCUGCCUCAGGAAAAUUCCUAAGCCCAAGGGAUUCUUAGAGCUGCACAAAUGUCAUCUCCUGCAUCAGUGAGACCCUGGGAAUGACCGGCAUGCCAGCGGGCAUCAGUGUGAAUCCACAGCCUUUAUUUACUUCCUGCCUCACAAAGGGCCCCGGUCCAGACCGCCACAACCACCAAGUCCUUUCCUCCUGAAGUUGUGCUGCCUCGGGCUGUUUAGGGACCAUUGCCUGUCUGUUGGUAAUCCGAGUGUUUCUCCUUUCUUUAGUCCCUGAGCAGUGCUUGCUUAAUGCUUUUGUUGAAUCAACAAAGGGCCUGAGGCCUUAGGUUUUUUGUUAAGGUCUCUGCCCCAGGCAUGGUGCUCAAUAUCUUGGCCAAAUAAAUUACUUUCCUUGAAUACGCAGCAAUCUUUUAGACUAAAGCAAUGAGGAGUUAUCACCUCACCCUCAAACUCCAACAUGACCUAUGCCUUAGUGUUGUUGUUUUCGUUGUCUGCUCUGAUGUAAAAGCAAGAGUGUUUGGAGCAAGAAGCUGCACUACUCCAGAUACACAAUAGGCCUUUUCUUUAUCAUUCAUAAUAACAUUUCCGGUUUAGGUAUAUGUAGAUGGGCCAUGUUAUUUGUCCACAGGAAGAGAGUGUAAAGAUAUGAGAAUAAUUUUUUAGUCCUAAAUGAUGUUUUGUUUACUUUCUGUCAAGGUAUUUACCAGUGUCAAAUUCAAACUAUAGUACUGUGUAAUUAUGUAUAAAGUUUUUUUAUUUAUUUGAAAUUAGACUAGAUAUACAUUUUUAAAUUUAACAUCUGGCUGGACAGUGUUCUAUUAACUCAUUGAAUGUGUUUCCUUUGUCUUGUGUUAAUAAAUAUUGAUGCCUGAUUGUGUUUAGUGCUUCACACAUUGGGAGGAUGGAUAAAUUGGAAUUGAUACAUCUUCAAUUUGACUUCAGAUAGCAAAACCUACAGAGAGCUGGAGCGGUCUAAGGAAAAUGAACACAGAGAUCCAAAGUUAUUGCAAAUCACUGCUGUUACCGGAAGACAGGUCAAGGAACAAAAGAGAGUCAUUUUGAAAACUAAGAAGCCUUUUUCAGGAAAAAUUAAAGUUGAGUUUACCUCCUA
Panthera uncia (snow leopard) is the source of this 17181-nucleotide messenger RNA. RefSeq names its product disco interacting protein 2 homolog B (gene DIP2B). NCBI's taxonomy places the organism in Eukaryota, Metazoa, Chordata, Mammalia, Carnivora, Felidae. The coding region runs from base 8314 to 13059 and encodes 1581 amino acids. The transcript has 38 exons. The record is from RefSeq and is a predicted model, not a curated record.